UCGGAAAAACCCGGAAGUUUCGGGAUGUUUCGUCGACUAAGUUUAUUGUUUGCAAAUUGGCCUUUCAUUUGACUCUUGAUGCAGAGAAGCUGCUGGCAAUAUAGCACGGUGUCUCAAAGUUCUGCAACAGGAGCAGACAUUUUGGGAAAGGACUGUCUGAUGUCAGGCACAAAGGUCCAUGAUGCCUCCAAACAGAAGAUGGAGAAACCCUUGCAGCUGGUUUGUAACAAGGAUGGGAAGUUGCACCUGAAUCCAGAGGCUCUGAAUUUCCUCCAGUCCAUCGAGGAUCCAAUGGUUAUUGUGGCUGUGGUUGGUCCUGCUCGUACAGGGAAGUCCUACCUCAUGAACUGCCUUGCUGUAGACAAGAAAGGAUUCUCAGUGGCUUCAACCACACAGGCUCACACCAAAGGAAUCUGGAUGUGGUGUCGAUCCCUCCCUCAGAGACCCAAUGAGGUCCUCCUGUUGUUGGACACCGAGGGUCUGGGAGAUCCUAAGAAGGGAGACAUCGAUAAUGAUAAUUCUAUCUAUUUACUGGCUAUCCUUCUGAGCAGCAUCCUCAUUUACAAUAGUAAAAAUCAAAUAGACCAGCAAUCCCUGCAAGACCUAUAUUUUGUGACUGAACUGUCCAAGCGGAUCCAAAUGAAGUCCCAGCCUGAUGGCUGCAACGGUUGGGACUUUGUCCGUUUCUUCCCUGAAUUUGUCUGGGUGAUCCGUGAUUUGACACUGGAUUUGAACGUCGAUGACAAAGAUGCAACUCCAAAUGACUACCUGGAGCACAUUCUGAAACUGAAGGACGGUGACAGCAGUGAGCAGAACAAGAAAUACAAUGAACUCCGCAGGUGUAUCCGCGAUAACUUUCCUUCACGUUGCUGCUUUGCAUUUCCCAUUCCCGCACACAGGAAGAAACUCAAGCAGCUCCAGGAACUGGAGGACAAGGAUCUGGAUGAGGAUUUUGUUACGGAGCGGCAGAACCUCAUCGAUUACAUUCACAACCAUAAGAAAGUCAAGAGAGUUGUUGGGGGUCAGCUGGUCACAGGCAGGAGAUUUGCUGAAUUGGCCAAGGUGUAUGUGGGGAUGUUGGCAGAUGGAGUCCUACCAUGUGUGGAGAACAGUGUCGCCAAAUUAGCGGAGCUGGAAAACCAAGCAGCAGUAGAUGAAGCCCUGAAAUUCUAUAGUGAUGGAAUGAAAAAAUUCUCAGAACCUGGCUGUCUUACUAUGAGCAAACUCAUAGAGGAUCACAAUGCGAGGAGCAUAGAGGCAUUCAGUAUCUUCCACAAAAGAUGUAUGAACACCAACAGUGGCAAAUACAUCCAACAGCUGGAGGAGACAAUGAGCUCUACUUACGAGUCUCUCAAAGCCAAGGUCAAGAAAAAGUCACAAGAGGAAUGUGACAGACAUCUAAAAGAAGUAAUGUCAUCAAUAACAGAAAACUUGACAUCUGGGCAUUACCUGAGACCUGGUGGUUUCCAGGAGCUGACCAAGGAUCUUGAUAAGGCCAUCAAAGAGUAUGAAGAAAGGACUAAGAAUGAGAUGGAGGGGUGGGCUGUCCUCACCCACUUCCUGGCAGAGGAAAAACGUCGUCGAGAUCUGGUACAGAAAAUGGACAGCAGGCUGACGGAGGAACAAAAACCUGACUCUGCUUUGGAACAGGAGCUCGAGAGGAUGAAACAGGAGAUGAAGAUGAUGGAGCAGAGGAGAAAGGCAUUUGAGGAAUGCAGGAAUAAGGAAAUCAUGGAGCAGAUCAGGAAAAGAUUUGAGGAAGGUAAAAAGUGCAGUGUGGAAGAGUUGAAGGAAGCCAUGGAGCAUAUGAGGAGUGAGAUGGAGAAAUAUGAAGUUGAAGGUAGGAUGGAGGAUGCGCAAAGGGCUCAGCAGAGGUACGACUACCUGAACGAAAAAUAUGAAGGGGCAAAAAAAUGGAGUUUUAUGCAAUUCUUUAGGGAGAAUGCUGAGAUUUUUGCUGCACUGGCAUCUAUAGCGGUACAAAUUAUUGUAUCUUUACCAAGAAAGUAGUCAACAAAGAUAUGAAUGAGAUCAUCAUUUCUGCAUGAACCAGUGUAAUAUGUCCCACUCACUAAUUCCCCUCACACAGCCCACAGACACCCUCCCCAAACACCGACUUUCUCCACUCACCAAGUCCCCUCCCAUAACCCACCGACACUCUCUCCCAUCACCUGCAUUUUGCCAGCCACUGAAUCCUCUCCUGCAGCCUACAGCGCUCUCCCCAACCCAUUCAAUUCCCUCCCACAGUCCAUGGAGAGUUUCCCCAACACUUGCCCCUAUCACCCACUGAAUCCCCUAUUUUGAAUUCCACACAGUGCAUGAGAAACACAAUAAUUUUGCCUGAUGACGUUUCUUGAUUAAUCAUGAUUAGUUCAAACACAUCAAAGCUUUAGCAUGUAGUUUCAAACAAUUCUGGUUACUUUUUAGUCUCACAACCUCUACUUGUGUUCAUACAUUACCUGCUCCAGGUGAACACAUCCAGAUUUCAAUGCAUUGAAUUCUUCUCUGAGACAGGGUGGACAUUUCUUCAGCAGUUGUUGGACUCCAGAACUGCCACCACUAAAUAUCUCCUCAUGCACAUUUUAUGCAUACCUGCAUAAAGGUUCCAGACUCUACCUAGUUAUUGGUAGCUAAUUAUAAAGCUGCAUGUCCAGUUCUUAUCCAUGAUUUUUUCAGUCCUCUCAUAAUCCUGUCCACACUGUACCACAAUUACCUGAACUAUCAGUUCUUUAAUUAUAAGUGGUUCUAUCCUUGGACAAUUAAUCAAACUCUCCCCAGCGCAGAAUGUCAGCAUCGACAUCCUAAUUAUCAGCUGGUUUAUUGUUCUGGGUCAGUGGUCAGCUCUAUUCAAGACUGACCCUGUGUUGAUAAUGUGGCCUUCCUCCACUCUGCUCUGUGUUCUGUGGAUCCCUCUCUCACCAGCAGAGGUUCCUCCCAGAGCCUGAUGGGGAACUUGUCAUCUCCCUCUGGCUGCUAUAUUCCCACCAUCAAUCCACGAUCAGUGUGAUUACUGGAUCACACUAAUUAACCAGGCAAUAAAACCGACCACCAUCAAUGAACAAUUGGAAACUGAAAUGUGGGAACAGAUGUACUUUCAGCAGAGAUACGUGAGACUGCAGGUGCUGGAAUCUGGAACAGCAAGCAGGAAGAUGGAGGAAUCUUCAGGAUCAGCGUUUGUUGGUGGGGGUGGGGGAGAAGGAAUUAUUUAUGCUGGGUCAAGAUCAUGUACUGGAACUGAUAAAGUCUCAACUCAAAAUGUCAACGAUUCCUUUCCAACCUUGGAUACUGCUUGAUCCAUUGAGUUCCUCCAGCAGGAUAUUGCUUUAUACAAGUUGAGUGAAUAGUUUUAGUUAAUAGAUUUGUUAAGUAACAUAGAUGCUGCAUUUAACCACAAUAUAACUUUAUUAACAAAUCAGUAAUCUGUUCAAUUAGCCAAAUCAAUGUAACUGCAAUAAUAAGAAUCAGGACAUAUAUGUGUGGAUGAACAUAGAUAUUGGGCCCUCAUCCCCCACGUGGACGUCUGGAUUGAAAUACUAGCAGUUUGUGUAUGCUGGUAAAUCUGUGAAACUUUCAUAAAGGUCUGGUAUGAAGGAGGGAGCUGUUUUCUAUUGCAUUUAGAAUAUUCCAGGGAGGAGAAGAAUAUGAUGGCCAUAUCUUUGUAGAUUAUUGUUUCAAAGUUUAAGUUAUUAUCAAAGUACGUAUGCAACUGUGAGAUUCUUUUUCUCCAGAUAGCCAUGAAACAAAGAAAUACAUAAGCUAGUUCAGAAAGAAACAGCAAAACAAUUCUCCCCCCCCCCCCGCAUAAUGAAAAGCAGCAGCACUGGAAUCAUCAUUGCACUAGGAAUCAGUGACAUCUAUGAAGAUAGUCUCACAUUAAUAAAAAUCAAAUAAAUUAUUGUGGCCAAAGUUGGUUGAGAGAUGAAAUGUGAAACAAAAUAUCAGCCUUUCAACUUUCAAAAUUGAGGUGGGAAUGUGGAGCCACUAUUUGCCUUUACCUCCAUAAGCAACUCUGUUGUGAUGACUAUAGUUCAAAUUGUGAAGUUCUCAAAUGCAUGUAACUGGAUUUUGGAUUUUAAACCUGAAAAGUGCAGGAACUGUGGGGUGGAUGAGAGAAGGAUAAAUAUUCUAUUUAUUACAGGAAUUAACAAGGGACAUUAUAACCUUUGAUUAUAAUUCUUAUAUUUGUACUGUGUAUGCUAAUCAAAAUGGCUUUUUUGUUAAAAGUAAAAUAUUCUUUGUUAUGCUAACAGGACAGAGAGUGCUUUUCUUGCAGAGCACUCUUGAAGCCUGUUUAUGUUAAAGUUGCUGAUAACUAGGAUUGUAUUCAUUCAUUAUCCAAUUGUGUUGGAUGUUAUUUUCUCUUGCGGGUCUGGGAACUGGGAUUGCGCAGUCUUUUCGGGAGUCAGGAACAAGACGAUGAGAAAGGAGGAUAAAUGUGGCACUGUUGGUCAAUCACUGAGGGUGGUGCCAGGUGUGCGGGGUCAUGGAGGUUGGAGGAGAGCGAAGAGGGGUCGGACGAUUUGAUGGCUGAGUUCCAACGAUGUGCACUAAAUUGACUGAGCUCUGAUAGGCUUUGGUGCCUUUUCUUUUCCUUCAUAUAUUCUGUAUUGUUAUUAAUCACUUAGUUGUAGUAAGAUUUAUAAAGUGUAUUCUGCAAAUGUACCUGGUGUUCUUUUGAUAUCGUGUGUGCAAGUUUGGGUUGGCGUGUAUUCCACAGCAUCCAUGUAUACGGGAGGCGUGGUUUGGUGGGUGAACAAAUUUUCCCCCAGGCAUACACCAGCCGAUCGCAUUGAGCAUUACGUAUUGGUAAUUAUAUCCCUCAUGUUUAUUAUACUGAUUGCUAUUAUAUUAAAUUCAGAUAAGUGGCUCCAUUGAAGGCACAAUAAUCAGGGAACCAAACUUGGGUGACUUUGUGGAGUUGACAGGUUGGGAUAUCUGCUGAAUGGGUUUGUUUGGUGAGAAGAAUAAUCAGUUUGGUGGGCCUCCAAGCAGGAACCAAAGCUUGUUCAGCCUGCUGUUAAUUCUCAUACCAUUGCCCCUACAUGCAGUACCCACAGGUGCUACAGAGCAAGUGGAACAUCAAUACUUGUUUCAGUAUUUGGUUCAUCAUGUGUGGCAUGCUCUUGUACAAUACUCAGAUCAGCAUCAUUAUUGUAUCCUUGGCCUGAGCAUCAACACCUGUAUUAUCAAUGGAACAAGUUGGAAUACUCUAAACUAAACAGGACACAUGAUCACAUGUCAAUUAGCUAAAUAUGGAGAACUAACCCUGGAAUGACCAUAAGCUGCAGGUAUGGACUCAAAGAGGCAUCAUUUUCAAUGAGGCUGAAUUUCUGACUCAGAACUAGAGAAGGUAAUUUAUUUUCAAAUUCUUUUGGAAAUGAGUUAGAAAGCAGAUCACUACAAUGUUUACUAAUGUUGGAGGGACAUCACGUCAGGAAGGAAAAUAAUUGUUCAGGACCACUAGGAUUGAGAUGUAAAUUUCACCUUAGUUGACCCUUUCUAAUCCACGUAGCUAUCCAAAUGCAUUUUACACAUUAUUGUAACUGCAUCAACCACUUCCUCUCAGAGCUUCUUCCAUGUCCAUGUAGUAUGCUCUGUCCUUUGUGUAAAAUAAGUUUCUAUUAAAUCUUUCUCCUCUCAUGUGAACCUCUAUGUUCUAGCUCUUUAUUCCCAUACUCUGGGGUAAAAGACUGAGUGCAUCAUGAUUCACAUGAUUUUAUGCAUUUCUGUAAGGAAACAGUCCCGACCUAUCCAGCAGCUCCCUAUUAAUUAUUCCUAACGACCUGUGUUACAUACUGUGGAAUGCAGCCAGUGAGUGAGUGGGCCAGUGAAGGAGUGGAAAUUUGGGGCUUUAACUCAAGAGAUUCUGGAAGGUUUGGCAGUUAGACUGUGCAAUCAAGUCAAUCAAGAUUUGAAUAGCUCAGCAGAAAGCCAUUGAUUAGACAAUCAAGAUUUGAAUAGCUCUGACUCAGCAGAAAGCAGCUGAUUGGGCAAUGGAGGUCAGGUGACCAAGCAGUGUGAAAAGUCCAAACAAAUAAAUAGAGGGUUACCUCAAGCGGAGCGGCCUGCGGAAAGCGGCAGGGAGUGAGUGGGCCAGUGAAGGAGUGGAGAUUUGAGGCUUUGACUCGAGAGAUUCUGGUAGUUUUGACAGUUGGACUGUGCAAUCAAGUCAAUCAAAAUUCAUAUAGCUCAGCUGAAAGACAUUGAUUAGACAAUCAAGAUUUGAAUAGCUCAGAUUCAACAGAAAGCAGCUGAUUGGGCAAUCGAGGUCAGGUGACCAAGCAGUUUGAAAAGCUCAAGCAAAUAAAUAGAGGGUUACCUCAAGCGAAGGAGUGGAGAUUUGAGGCUUUGACUCGAGACUCUUUGAAGAAAAGAGGCGGAGGAUGAGCUUCACUCCAAGUGAGGCAAGGCUGGGUAAGUUCUUUUCAAAGGAGAAAGUUUCAAAAGUUGAGGCAAGUAUUGGGUAGGUCAUGGCAGCUGAGAUUGGCCCCAUGGUUUGUUCAUCCUGCAGCAUGUGGGAAAUCAGGGAUACUUCCAGUGUCCCUGACGACUAUGUGUGCAGGAAAUGUGUCCAACUGCAGCUUCUGGCAGACCGCAUUGAGCGUCUGGAGCUGCGAUUGGAUUCAUAUUGGAGCAUCCGUGAUGCUGAGAAAAUCAUGAAUAGCACGUUCAGUGAGUUGGACACACCGCAGGUAAACGCUACACAGGCAGAAAGGGAAGGGGUGACCAGUAGACAGCGUAGCAGUAGGCAGGUAGUGCAGGAGUCCCCUGAGGUAAUCUCCCUCCUAAACAGAUGUACUGUUUUGGAUAAUGUUGGGGGAGAUGUUUCAUCAGGGGAAGGCAGCAGCAGCCGAGUUCAUGGCACCAUGGGUGGCUCUGCGGCACAGGAGGGAAGGAAAAGGAGUGGGAGAGCUAUAGUGAUAGGGAAUUCAAUUGUAAGGGGAAUAGAUAGGCGUUUCUGCAGCCACAAAUGAGACUUCAGGAUGGUAUGUUGCCUCCCUGGUGCAAGGGUCAAGGAUGUCUCUGAGCGUCUGCAGGACAUUCUGGAAUGGGAGUGUGAACAGCCAGUGGUCGUGGUGCACAUAGGUACCAAUGAUAUAGGUAAAAAACUGGAUGGGGUCCUACAAGGUGAAUUUAGGGAGUUAGGAGAUAAACUAAAAAGUAGGACCACAAAGGUAAUAAUCUCUGGAUUACUACCAGUGCCACGUGCUAGUCAGAGUAGAAAUAGGAUAUUUCAGAUGAAUACAUGGCUUGAAAAUGGUGCAAGGAGGUGGAAUUCAAAUUUCUGGGGCAUUGGAACUAGUUCUGGGGGAGGUGGGACUAGUAUAAACAGGACGGUCUGCACCCAGGCUGGACUGGAACCAAUGUCUUAGGCAGAACGUUUGCUACUGCUGUUCAGGAGGCUUUAAACUAACGUGGCAGGGGGAUGGGAACAAGUGCAGAGAGACAGAGGGGUGUAAAAUGAGGGUAGAAUCAAAACGUAGUAAGGUGAAAAGUAAAAGUGGCAGGCAGGCAAAUCCAGGGCAAAAAGCAAAAAGAGCCACUUUUCAACAUAAUUGUAUAAUGGCUAAGAGUGUUGUAAAAACAAGCCAGGAGGCUUUGUGUGUCAAUGCGAGGAGCAUUCGUAACAAGGUGGAUGAAUUGAAUGUGUAGAUAGAUGUUAAUGAAUAUGAUAUAGUUGGGAUCACAGAGACAUGGCUCCAGGUUGACCAAGGAUGGGAGCUCAACAUCCAGGGAUAUUCAAUAUUCAGGAGGGAUAGACAGGAAAGAAAAGGAGGUGGGGUAGCAUUGCUGGUUAGAGAGGAGAUUAACGCAAUAGAAAGGAAGGACAUUAGCCUGGAGGAUGUGGAAUCGAUAUGGGUAGAGCUGCGUAACACUAAGGGGCAGAAAACGCUGGUGGGAGUUGUGUACAGGCCACCUAACAGUAGUAGUAAGGUUGGGCAUGGCAUUAAACAGGAAAUUAGAAAUGCGUACAAAAAAGGAACAGUAGUUAUAAUGGGUGCCUUCAAUCUACAUAUAGAUUGGGUGAACCAAAUUGGUAAGGGUGCUGAGGAAGAGGAUUUCUUGGAAUGUAUGCAGGAUGGUUUUCUGAAUCAACAUGUCGAGGAACCAACUAGAGAGCAGGCCAUUCUAGACUGGGUAUGGAGCAAUGAGGAAGGGUUAGUUAGCAAUCUUGUCAUGCGAGGCCCCUUGGGUAAGAGUGACCAUAAUAUGAUGGAAUUCUUCAUUAAGAUGGAGAGUGAAAUAGUUAAUUCAGAAACAAUGGUUCUGAACUUAAAGAAGGGUAACUUUGAAGCUAUAAGACGUGAAUUAGCUAAGAUAGACUGGCAAAUGAUACUUAAAGGGUUGAUGGUGGAUAUGCAAUGGCAAGCAUUUAAAGAUUGCAUGGAUGAACUGCAACAAUUGUUCAUCCCAGUUUGGCAAAAGAAUAAACCAGGGAAGGUAAUGCACAUGUGGCUGACAAGGGAAAUUAGGGAUAGUAUCAAGUCCAAAGAAGAAACAUAUAAAUUAGCAAAAAAAAAGUGGCACAGCUGAGGAAUGGGAGAAAUUCAGAGACCAGCAGAGGAGGACAAAGGGCUUAAUUAGGAAAGGAAAAAAAGAUUAUGAGAGAAAGCUGGCAGGGAACAUAAAAACUGACUGUAAAAACUUUUAAAGAUACGUGAAAAGAAAAAGAUUUGUCAAGACAAAUGUAGGUUCUUUACAGUCAGAUGCAGGUGAAUUGAUCAUAGGGAACAAAGACAUGGUAGACCAAUUGAAUAACUACUUUGGUUCUGUCUUCACUAAGGAGGACAUAAAUAAUCUUCCGGAAAUAGUAAGGGAUCGUGGGUCUAGUGAGAUGGAGGAACUGAGGGAAAUACAUGUUAGUAGGGAAGUGGGGUUAGGUAAAUUGAAGGGAUUAAAAGCAAAUAAAUCCCCAGGGCCAGAUGGUCUGCAUCCCAGAGUGCUUAAGGAAGAAGCCCAAGAAAUAGUGGAUGCAUUAGUGAUAAUUUCUCAAAACUCCUUAGAUUCUGGAUUAGUUCCUGAGGAUUGGAGGGUGUCUAAUGUAAUCUCACUUUUUAAAAAAUGAGGGAGAGAGAAACCAGGGAAUUAUAGACUGGUUAGUCUGACAUUGGUGGUGGGGAAAAUGCUAGGGUCGGUUAUCAAAGAUGUGAUAACAGCACAUUUGGAAAGAGGUGAAAUCAUCGGACAAAGUCAGCAUGGAUUUGUGAAAUGGAAAUCAUGUCUGAUGAAUCUUAUAGAAAUUUUUGAAGAUGUAACUAGUACAGUGGAUAGGGGAGAGCCAGUGGAUGUGGUAUAUUUAGAUUUUCAAAAGGCUUUUGACAAGGUCCUACACAGGAGAUUAGUGUGCAGACUUAAAGCACACGGUAUUGGGGGUAUGGCAUUGAUGUGGAUAGAGAAUUGGUUGGCAGACAUGAAGCAAAGAGUGGGAGUAAACGGGACCUUUUCAGAAUGGCAGGCAGUGACUAGUGGGGUACCGCAAGGCUCAGUGCUGGGACCCCAGUUGUUUACAAUAUAUAUUAAUGAUUUAGAUGAGGGAAUUAAAUGCAGCAUCUCCAAGUUUGCGGAUGACACGAAAUUGGGCGGUGGUGUUAGCUGUAAGGAGGAUGCUAAGAGGAUGCAGGAUGACUUGGAUAGGUUAGGUGAGUGGGCAAAUACAUGGCAGAUACAAUUUAAUGUGGAUAAAUGUGAGGUUAUCCACAUUGGCUGCAAGAACAGGGAAACAGAUUAUUUAUUAUCUGAACGUUGGCCAAUUAGGAAAAGGGGAGAUGCAACGAGACCUGGGUGUUAUUGUACACCAGUCAUUGAAGGCGGGCAUGCAGGUACAGCAGGCGGUGAAAAAGGCAAAUGGUAUGUUGGCAUUCAUAGCAAAAGGAUUUGAGUACAGGAGCAGGGAGGUUCUACUGCAGUUGUACAAGGCCUUGGUGAGACCACACCUAGAAUAUUGUGUGCAGUUUUGGUCCCCUAAUCUGAGGAAAGACAUUCUUGCCAUAGAGGGAGUACAGAGAAGGUUCACCAGAUUGAUUCCUGGGAUGCUAGGACUUUCAUAUGAAGAAAGACUAGGCUUAUACUCACUGGAAUUUAGAAGAUUGAGGGGGGAUCUUAUUGAAACGUAUAAAAUUCUAAAAGGAUUGGACAGGCUAGAUGCAGGAAGAUUGUUUCCAAUGUUAGGGAAGUCCAGAAUGAGGGGUCACAGUUUGAGGAUAAAGGGUAAGCCUUUUAGGACCGAGAUGAGGAAAAACUUGUUCACACAGAGAGUGGUGAAUCUGGGGAAUUUUCUGCCACAGGAAGCAGUUAAGGCCGGUUAAUUGGCUAUAUUUAAGAGGAAGUUAGAUAUGGCCCUUGUGGCUAAAGGGAUCGAGGGUAUGGAGAGAAAGUGGGUACAGGGUUCUGAGUUGGGUGAUCAGCCAUGAUCAUACUGAAUGGCGGUGCAGGCUCGAUGGGCCGAAUGGCCUACUCCUGCACCUAUUUUCUAUGUUUCUAUAUUACCCGUGGGUAUCUUGUACCUGUCAUGUGACCGUGAUGCAAUUGAUUUUAUUCUGGAGAUGAGGUAAUGGUCUUGUGAUGGGGGAGUGACAUCAUUCUCCCAUCAGUGAGAGGUCAUGUGAUAGUUUCUUUAACAGUGUAUAAAAGGAGAACCCCACUCUGUGACGUGGGCAGUCCGUGGUUGAAUUCGGUAGGGACUCCAUGAUGCUGUGUAUUCCAAUGUUAUGAAGCAGUUUCAUUUAAAAGUGGAGUUUUAUUUACUGCCUUAAGUCUCAAAGGUUAUUGCUGGCAGUUUUGCUGCAAUACUACCAGUAAAGUCAGUGGAGAGUGAAGAUUCAUCAGAGUUCAGAAAUCCCGAAGGGCCGGAAAAGUUAACGUCAACGGUGAAACAGAUUCGACCUUUGUUUAAUCUUCACAUGAGGAAUUAGUAACGAGUAUCCAUGAUAACUUCUGCUUUGGCGAAAGAGCAGUGAGUUGGAUAGAAAGUUUCGCCAAAGAAAGGUCAGUUCCUUUAAGCUGUUUUAUUUCCUUCGAUCGUAAGUCCUCCGGGGAAUAACAUACUUUGGCUGGGAUCAGCAGUAACUCCACAAAAGAAGAUUUAAAUCAUUUCAAGAAGACUCUCCUUUAACGGACUGUGUAAGCAUUUGGACUUUCACAUUACUACUUCUAGGAACUGUUUUCGCAUUCUUGCUGUUCGAGCUGCCUUAUCACAGCUGAUUUCCAGUUAAGUUAGUCGUUUGUUUACUUUUGGGCUUUUUAUGUAGUGUUUAAUAAAUGUUUUAUUUGUUAUAAACACCCUGUCUCAAUCAUAUAUUUAUUGUUGCUGAUUUGUAACAUUUGGGGGCUCGUGCAAUCUGAAUCCAUUUUUGAGUUUAAAUGCUUGUUUGAUAUUUAAUCGGUGUUUUGGAAAAGGGGAAUACUCGAUUCUUUUGUUUCAUUGGCUUGUGAGUGGUAUUCGGCAACAAUGAGUAUUGAAGAAUUCCUGACUUUGCCAGACUCGGUGUUAUUAGCAAAGGCAAAGAAAAAAAAAAUGAUGUAUUGGAGAUUGCUAGCAGGUUGGAACUUAAACGGUAUUUCAAAAGAUACAACAGAGCCUGUAAUUCAGAGAAAGAUCGUGGAACACUAGAUAGAUCUGCGUGUGCUUGAUGCAUCGGUUUUAAAUCGGUUUCCUGUGAGUAAAGCAGUGAUUCAGUUACAGUCGGAACAAUUAGCGUUGGAAAAGUUAAAAUUGAAGCUGAAUUAAAACAGAAGGAAUUGCAAGCUGAAUUGGAAUUAAGUCGAUUAGAAGCUGAAAAUAAAAAGAGACAUUUGGAAGCUAACUUGGAAUUAUGUAGGUUAGAAGCUGAGGAUAAACAGAGGGAAUUUGAACCUAAGAUAGCAGAAUUAAAGUCUAAGGGUCAGUCUUCUGGUUCCAUAAAAAACAUUUGUUGUUAGUCAGAAAAUUAAAUUGGUCCCUCCAUUUAGUGAAACAAAGCAGAAAAAUAUUUUCAACAUUUUGAAACGAUUGCUCUGAUUUCAGAAUGGCCGAAAGAGAAAUGGUCAGUGUUGUUAGAGUCUAAUUAAAGGCAAAACACAACAGCUUUAUACUGCUUUAACUGCUGAGCAAACGCUUGAUUAUGAUAUUGUGAAAAUGCACAUAUUGAAGGCUUAUCAGUUGCUCCCAGAAGCUUAUAGAGAAAGAUUCAGAAAUUUGAAGAAUUCUGUGGGAAAAAAAACUAAUGUGGAAUUUGCCUAUGAUAAAGCUGUGUGUUUUGAGAGAUGGGUUUACUCUAAAAAUGUAAAUGGGGGCUAUAAUAAAUUAAUAGUGCUGAUUUUAAUGGAGGAAUUUAAAAGAAGCAUUCCUGUUGAAGUAAGGACAUAAAUGAGAGGGGCACUGAUACAUUGCAUGACUGCUAAAUUAGCUGAUGAGUAUGCUUUAAUCCAUCAGAAUAAAUUUCCUCAGGGCAGAAUAUUUAAAAGGAAAAGUAACACAGUGAAUGAAGGUAAAUCAGAGGUUAGUGAGAAAGGUAAGAAGGAAAGCAAACCUGUGAAUGAAAGACAAUUUGGUCCCAUUUGUAAUUACUGUAAGAAACCUGGUCAUGGUUUGGACUUUCACAUUACUACUUCUAGGAACUGUUCUCACAUUAUCGCUUUAAGAACUGUUUUCGCAUUCUCGCUGUUCAAGCUGCCGUAUCACAGCUGAUUUCUG
Hypanus sabinus (Atlantic stingray) is the source of this 12673-nucleotide messenger RNA. RefSeq names its product guanylate-binding protein 1-like. The coding region runs from base 79 to 2010 and encodes 643 amino acids. The transcript has 10 exons. Gene Ontology annotation, molecular function: GTP binding; GTPase activity. The record is from RefSeq and is a predicted model, not a curated record. Lineage: Eukaryota; Metazoa; Chordata; Chondrichthyes; Myliobatiformes; Dasyatidae.